AUGACGGCCUUGUCGCUCGCCGCUCGCCGCUCGCCUCUCGCCUCUCGCACGGUGCGGUGCGGUGCGCGUGCUGCGUGUGCGUGCUGCGUGUGGAGUGCGGAGUGCGGAGUUGCGCCUAACCCGAUUAACGCAACGGUAGCUAAAGAGCUUAACCAGGCAAUGCGCGUGGGGCUUCAUCGAGUCCGUAUUAGAGAGCAAAAGGGGAAGAAUCGAAGAACUGCGGGAUUCACACACAUUGUCAGCAUAGCCCGAAAAGCGCCCCAACAAGUCGCUGAAUCGUCGCUGAAUCCGAACGGCAGAGACGCCUUAAAGGCAGAGCUCUGCAAACUUGAAAAGCUGUUAUGUUCCAUUCAAGAGUGA
This is a messenger RNA of Paracoccidioides lutzii Pb01, 360 nucleotides long. RefSeq lists its product as hypothetical. Bases 1 to 360 code for a protein of 119 amino acids. The record is from RefSeq and is a predicted model, not a curated record. The transcript has 2 exons.